Messenger RNA from Closterium sp. Yama58-4, 1041 nucleotides. The record is from the annotation of a GenBank genome assembly. Lineage: Eukaryota; Viridiplantae; Streptophyta; Zygnematophyceae; Desmidiales; Closteriaceae.
AUGGGGUCGAGGGGGAGGGGGAAGCCAUCGGCGUCCAGAGGCGGGUCCAACGGCCAAUCGCUGAACCCCGUUUCACGCCGCCCUUCCCGCCCUUCUCUCCCUUCUCUCCCCUCCCUGCCUUCCCUGCCGCUGUCUCUGUCUCGGCCGCUUUCUCUUGCGUCUCUCCCGUCCCUGCCUUCCCACUCCUCCCUGCCCUCCCUCCACUCCCUGCCUUCCCUCCCUUCCAUCCCUUCUCUCCCCUCUCUUCCCUCUCUCCCUUCUCUUCCCUCUCUCCAAUCUCCUGCCUCUCUGCCUUCCCUCCCCUCCCUCGCUCUCUCCUCUCCCGCCCUCCAUGAUCCACGUCCUCCCAACAUACUCUCCCUUUCCUGCUCUCUCUCCCUCUCCCACCCGCUCGAUCCCUCCCUCACUUCUCUUCCUCCUACACCCCCUCUCUCCUCCCUGCUCCCCCCUCUUUCCUCCCUGCUCCCCCUACCAAUCCCACCCUCCUCGCUGUCCUCCUCCCCUUCCACACUGCUCAUCCGCCCCCUCCCCUUCUCCACAGCCCGUCUGCUCCCUUCCCUCCUCUCACUCCCUUCCCUCCUCUCACUCCCUUCCCUCCUCUCACUCCCUUCCCUCCUCUCACUCCCCUCCCUCCUCUCACUCCCCUCCCUCCUCUCACUCCCUUCCCUCCUCUCACUCCCCUCCCUCCUCUCACUCCCUGCCCGCCUAUCAAGACUAUCUGCUCUCUUCCUCUCCUCUCUCUUCCCCUCCUCUCCCUUACCCCUCUUGCUCUCUUCCCCCUUGUCUCGCUUGCUCUCCUCUCCCUUGCUUCUCUUGCUCUCUUCUCCCUUCUCCUUUUUGCCUUCCUCUCCUUUCUCCCUCCUCCCCUCCUCUCCCUUCUCCCUCCUCCCCUCCUCUCCCUUCUCCCUCCUCCCCACUUCCCCCUUUUCCCUCCUCCCCUCCUCUCCCUUCUCCCUCCUCCCUUCCUCUCCUUUCUCUCUCCUCCCCUCCUCGCCCUUCUCCCGCCCCACAUCAAAAGACGAACUCGAGUUCUUUCUGUGA